UUUUUUUCUUCAACUCGAGUACAAGGUAAAUCAUCUACUUAACUCUGACAGCCACAAGCGCCAACUGCCAACAUGUCGGCCAGCAGCUCCACGACAGCCUUGACCUCUGCUGGAGAGUCUCGAGGUUCGAGCCCCGGCCUUGACCUCCACAGAUUUCGGGACCACGUCGACCUUAACGCCUUUAGUUCUUAUCUCUACCAUCCCCACAACUACUCCCACGACCGUACAAACGGCAGCAGCACUACUACCACCAGCAGCGGCAGCAGCAACGACUACUACGUGGGCAACGUGGCGCCCAACGUGACGGCCCCUGCAGGGACUGUGCACGACAUCGAGUACGACUUCUCUGUGCGGGUGUCCGUGCUGUACGUGCAGAUCGUGCUGGGCACCAUCGGUGGCGUGCUGGUCAUCGUCUGGAUGCUGUACAACCGCCGCCUGAGGUCAAGGGUCAACGCCCUCAUCCUAAACCUGUGUGUGGCGGACCUGCUGGUCAUGUACCUGGGCUGCUUGACCCAGCUGGUGUGGGAGUACACCAACCGCGCCUGGCUGGCCGGCGACUUCAUGUGCCGCCUGAUAAAGUUCCUCAUGAUCUUCGCCAAUUGCUCCUCCACCAACAUGCUCGUCGUCAUCGCCGUGGACCGCCACCAGGCCAUCCGUUCGCCUCUCCGCGAGCCGUUCGCUGUGUGGAUGAUGACGGGCACCGGCUGGUUGGUGGCGGCGCUAUGCUCCACGCCCAUGCUGUUUGUCUUCCAGACCCGCUACGACGACACCAAGGGUCAGAUGAUGUGUGAGAACUUCUUCCGGUUCAAACCACUGUCACAUCGCCAGGCCUUCCUCACCUACGCGUCCUUUGUAAACUUUCUCAUUCCUCUGGUGGUCUUGAUGGUGUGCUACACGCGGAUCUUCCUCAAGAUCGCACAGAAGGCCUCUGAGAACCAGAACAACCAGCUCAACAAGCGGCAAAGCUUCAAGCCUGGAAAGGUUCACCUGACCAGCACCGGGUCGUCGUCGCUGCCCAAGGCCAAGAUCAAGACACUCAAGAUGACGUUGGUCAUCGUCAUGGCCUUCAUCCUGUUCGGCUUGCCCUACUUUGUGGCGGAGAUGAUCAUGUCGUACGGCGACUUCAAGUCCCUCAACAAGGCUGUGUACGCCAUGCUGGGUGGCCUGGCCCCGGCCAACUCCGCCGUCAACCCCUACAUCUUCCUGCUCUUCAGCGCCAACAUGCAGUGUCUCCGCAGCCUCAAGCUGUGUCCCGCGCAGGCCGAGACCAGUCGCCGCCACUUCAUGUACAGCACGGCCAGCACGCGCUCCGACUACUCCGCCAACUACAGCCGCGGGCCCCACCUCAUCACCACGGAAACCUUCGAGAUGUCGUCACUCAAGUGACGCCUACAGAGACGCCGUCAUCGCCCUCAUGAUGUCACGCGGCGAGAGGUGAUGACGCGCGCGGUGUCGCCGUGCGUGUGGAGAGCCAAGCACAGAUGCAGUGUCCCGGAUGUCGAAGGAGACUAAAAGGGUUAAAUUGACGUUUGCGACGAAAAGGUGAGCGAGAUAGACGAUAAUGCAGAGGAAGUCAGCGUGACGGGCAAAUAAAAGCCGGAUAUGACGAACGAGUGCUAUUGUGACGUCACAUGGUUACACGGGGCCAUUCUCCUCCGCGGGCACUGUGCGGCCCUAAAGUCAAGGUGUCACACGUGUAAAGUAUGGGAGGUGGGGGAGGGAGGCUUUCGGCGCCGGCACCAGGAGCUGAGCACGAGGACCACUGACCGCAGAACGUGGCGUGCGACAAAAGAGUGCAGCAGCAUCCUACCCCUUCCUGCCUUGCGUCACAAAGACUGUGAUGUAACACAAGGACCAUAGUGUAGGACAAGAACAGCGAUCUCGCCAUGUUGGUGUCAGGCAGAAUCGUCCUUACACCAUAGCCGCGUGCGAUUAUAAGAGGAAUGAACUGGCGUGCGUCCAGCAUGGAGAACGAAACUAGCCACCCGUAUCUAGUUUCACAUCACGGGUCUUUUUCCUUCUUUUCCGGUGUCAACCAGCCCUUCGCUUUCUCCUUUGUACCCUAGUCUAAGCACAUCCAUGUUCUCUCAUCGUGAUCUCAACCAGCUCUCUUCACACCCUCUGGCUUAUCUCUCCCAUCUCAUGACCUUAUCUGUUCCAUUUCAUGAUCUUAUCCUCUGAUGACCACAUACCUGUUUCUUCCAAUCUUGCCCCUGAUGACGUCUCGUAAGAUUUAUCUUCUUCUUGACCACUCUCCUCCCCUCUGCCCUCCCCUCACCUUGUCUCUAGUGUUUGUUGAUUAUGUCUGAUCUUGUCUCUGGUGUCUGAUCCUGUCUCUAUGUCUCACCUGUCGUAAUUUCAGCGUUUGCGCAGCGAUACUAUUUACUAUUCACAAUUCCGAGACCUCCUCCCUGCCCUCUGUCCUCUGACCUUAUCGUUUUGGUGUGAUGGAAAUGUCGUCUCAUCACCUCAUGAUGUUUUAGUCUCGGGCUUCAUGCCUCUCAUCUCAUCAGCUAUAAACAUCACAGAACUUUAUGUCCAGACGUAGUUCUUCGUACUUCAUAUUCUCCAAAGUAUGUCCUGGUCGUGUUACACACGUGUUUGUGUUAUUGGUUAACACUUGUAAUGAUCUACAUUUGUAGAUCUCUCUCUUUUUAUGCUUUUCCAGCGCUGGCAAGUUUUGCUCACUCAGAAACACCCGAAAAUGAAGGUUGCUGGUCGUAUCCACCCUAGACCACGUGUACACUCACACGCCCACACACACACACACCGAGCUGGGCAGGGCCAACAGGGGCCAAAGCCUUUUUUGACAUUGAUAUUUAUUUUUACAGGGUAUAAAAAUGUAUUUCAGCUGUUUAUUUUUACAAAAACAUAUCUAUGGGCGUAGCCCUUUCCACACAUGCAUAUAUAUUCUAUGUGGGUCCAUUAACAAAUCCAGCGUGUUUUUGACAAACAACUGGCUCGUGAAUAGCUAUCUAGUUGUCGUUGACUUGUCUAACAAACUGUGAUAAACCAAAGAAAACAAGCUAGUCUCAUCAACGGACAAGCCCCUUACAUAUGUUUACACGCAAGUCCCUCAGACACUCUUACAGACCCUUGAUAGAUAUUGACAAAGGUUUUGACAGAUGCAGAAAGGCUCUGACACAUUCAAAAAAGCAUUCAAAAGAUAAGGAACACCCUUCAUCAGAUAAAGAGAACAAGGUAUUGUGAGAUGGAGGGAGCUUCUCAGGUUCUAUUGGUUAUAGUGAAGAGGUCUUCUCACGAGGACGUUUGCAAUUCUGUUUUUGGCGAUGCUGCUGGCGUUAGUACUCUUGCAGUUGAUAAACAGGCCGAGUGAAUGGCUCUUGACAAGGUAAACACCUUGUCACAAUAAAGUGUAUUUACAGAGAAUACAGGCACGGAUUGUGCAUGAAUAGCGAAGUGCACCAGACUCAUGUGAUGACAGUUCACAAGAUCGAUGCCUCAUUUCACCAGCAAUACGCUUUUCAAGUUGUGGCCACACUCCUCAAAUCCCAAUGUCGCGAUAGAAUCGCCGGCAGAGAGGAGAUGAUUCAGUGGCCUGCACUGAGGGGAGGUUUCAAUCAGCUGACCACCUUCCCGUGAGAGACACGAGGGCGCCAACAUGUCCAGCAGGUGAUUGCAGUACCUGUGAGCGAUGCUUCGCAAGGAGAACAACACACCUGAGAUGAACG
Messenger RNA from Pomacea canaliculata, 3692 nucleotides. RefSeq names its product arg8-vasotocin receptor-like. Gene Ontology annotation, cellular component: membrane. The record is from RefSeq and is a predicted model, not a curated record. Gene Ontology annotation, biological process: G protein-coupled receptor signaling pathway. Lineage: Eukaryota; Metazoa; Mollusca; Gastropoda; Architaenioglossa; Ampullariidae. Gene Ontology annotation, molecular function: peptide binding; vasopressin receptor activity.